AUGUCUACAGAUGUAUUUGACGGAGGCUGGGAUGAGCGCUUUGCUCUCCCAGAGCUGAACGCUGAAAACAAGGCUCUGCUAGAAGAGAUCAGUAAGAAAGAGAAGGAGCUGGUGCAACUGGAAAUCAAAGUGGAGAAAAACAAAGAUCAAAAGCAGUUCUUCAGUGAAUUCCUCAAAAAUGCCAAACAGGAGCUGGAAAAUACUGAGGCUCUGUGCAAGGCCAAGGAAAGAGAAGAAGAGUUGGAAAUGCACCUCACAGCCCUCGCUGAGAGAGAGACAGGUCGCCUGGUGCAGGAGACUACUAAGAUGGACAACACACUUAGAUCUUUAGCAGAGAGGAGAAACAUGCUAGAGAACCACAUCUUCAAGGCUAAACAGAAGCUAGAGGAGUUUAGGAACCAGAUGAACUGGGACCAGCAGACCAUGAACGCCUUUUUGGAUGAGUCAGCACGCAAAGAUGAGGACACGAUGGCCAUCAUCAAGUACGCCCAGCAAGAUGAGCAGAGGAUCAAGUCACUAACUCUGGCUAUAGAGAAGAAGACACUGGAGGCCAGUGAAAAGCACAAAGCACUCGACAAGGAAUUGACUGAGACUAUUACUGCACAGAUUGCUUUGGACAAGACUACAGAGAAUCUGCAGCAGGCCCACCUGGAAACACAGCAGCUCAUCCACCAGUGGGAAAACACCAUCAAGCAGAUGAAGCAACGAGACACUGAGAUGCAGCAGUGUGCGCUGCAACUUGCCCAAGCCAAUCAGAAUAUCAGGGAGAAAAACGCAACCAUUGCAGAGAAGAAGCACUUGCUUGACACUCAGAGGAACAACAAUAAGGAAACCGAGAGGAAGACAAGCAUUGCCAACCGGCAGGCUGCAAAACUGCGGCAAGAUCUGAAGGAGCAGGAGAAUAACUGCAGCAGGCUGAAGGAUGAGCUGGAUAGUUGUAAAGGCACACUGGACAGAGCGACCUCUGAUGUGGACUCUUUGACAUCCCGCAUGUCCAGGAUGAAGAAAGACAUCCAAGAUAACAAUGACAAACUUAAGCAGGCCAGGACUUACAAUGUUGCGCUGGAGGAGAAGCUGGAAGUUGUGACACAGACUGCCCUCAGUGAGGAGGAGCGAGCUGCCCAGAUGGACCAGUUCCUCAAGGAGGAGGAGCAGGACAUCAAGGAGCUGGAUGUCCAGCUGCGUGACUGCAGGGAGGAGCUGUAUCGUCACAAAGAACAUUUACAUGCCGUCAAGAUGAAGGAGAAGGAUUCUAUUGCUCAUGUUUCCAGAAGCAAAUCCACCAUCAUCGGUCUGGACGGUCAGCUCAGGAAACUGGAGAAGGAAUUAAUAAGACAGCAGAAAACCAUGAGUGGACAGGACACCCAGAUUGUGUGCCUGGGUAGAAAACUGGCACGACUGCAAGGUGACAUUCACUCCGAUGAAAAAGUAGUGCUAGAAACGAAGAUUGCUGAGCUGAACAAAACCCUGGAUGAGAAGAAGAAGACGGCCAAUAUGCUUACCAACACACUCAAGGAGUCUGAGGAUGAUAUUCGCUAUUUGAGGAAAGAGAUGGACAAGUCAGAAGCUCAGAAGAAAGAUCUGACCGGCAAAGUGAAAGAACUAAUUGUGCUUCAACACAGCAAUGAAAAGGAGCUGAUGAUAGUCAGGGCUAGGAAGCAGGACAACAUGGUGGAGCACAACAUCCUGAAGAUAGAGGUCAAGCGUGUGAGGGAUCUGCUGUACAACAAGACGGACAGCAUGCUGACCUUGGAGAAGAGGAAACUGGACCUGCAGAGAGCCAUAAAGGAGCGGGAGGAUGAGAUCAAGGUUUACAGAGAAAUGCUCAACCAGCAGCUCAAGAUCAGCGAGCAGGAGAGGCAGAAACUCAGUGCUGAGCUGAAUGAGAAACUAUACAAGAUUGACAUGAUGAAAAAACGUUUUGAGGUUGUGACCCUCUCAAUGGCUCCUCCUGAGGGGGAAGAGGAGAAAUCGCAAGCUUACUACAUCACAAAGGCUGCUCAAGAGAGAGAGGAGCUCAGGCAGAAGGGAGACAGUCUUGAUUCCCGAAUUCGCAAGAUGGAGCUGGAAAAUAGAGCUCUGGAGAACACUAUUCAACUGUUCAACAACAGUAACUCUGUCUUUCGGAAAUCCCUCAACAGAGUCAAUGAGUCCAGUCCAGAGUACCAGGAAAAGCAGAAGCUGGAAGAGCAGCUCAAAGUUGCUGAAGAGACAUUGAAGUACAAGAAAAAACUGGUCCAAGAGCUCCAACAGGACUUACAGGACAUGAACAAUACAUUGGAGAAUCUGCUGCAAGAGGAGCUGAUGGAGAAAGAUAAGAUAGAGCACAAGCAGACACUCAUCACUAAACUGAACAAAGAAAUCUCUUCUCAGCAAGAGAAAAUCGAUAGAGCCACAAAACAGUGCUCCAAACUCACCAAAGAAAUCCGCACAGCAAAAAACACCAAAGCAGAGACUUUUGAAGAAAAGGACAUCAAGCUGAGACAGUUGAAAGAAUUCAACAAGAAUGUUAACAAGAUGCUGAAUGAGGCUAUGGAGGACCAACCUGACCUCAGAGCAGAGCUGGAGAAAUACUUCCUGCAGGCCAAUCUGUCUCUUCCGUCUCCGGCGUCCACUCCUACCAGCAGCCGAAGCUCCAAGUCAAGCUCUUCCCACAGCUCAGGCUCUCUCAGGUGUCCCUCGUCUUCAGCCAGCAGCAGCCCCAGGUCAUCUACACUUUCCCCCGUACUGAAGACUGUGGAACUGGGCCUGGAUCUGCCUGUAACUUCCCCUCCUCUCACCACCUCCAGGCGCUCCAGCUCUGCCAGCAGCACCAGCAGCACCGGCAGCAAGUUAAAGAACCCUUGA
This is a messenger RNA of Scomber japonicus (chub mackerel), 2847 nucleotides long. It is a transcript of the gene ccdc39, whose product is annotated as coiled-coil domain containing 39. Bases 1 to 2847 code for a protein of 948 amino acids. The record is from RefSeq and is a predicted model, not a curated record. Lineage: Eukaryota; Metazoa; Chordata; Actinopteri; Scombriformes; Scombridae. Gene Ontology annotation, cellular component: axoneme. Gene Ontology annotation, biological process: cilium movement; cilium-dependent cell motility; inner dynein arm assembly. The transcript has 20 exons.